UCAGCUGACAAAGCCAACUGUACAGUGCUGCACUGUACUCGAAACCAUCCUCAGCGCAUUUCAAAGAAGGAUUUUUUUAUGGAAGACCCAGAGAUUGAAACACUAAAAUAAGCCAUACAGGUCAUACCUAAACACUGAUCAAGAUCUGAAGGUGCCAGAAUGAACUGGGGCUUUCUGGAGAACGUGCUGAGUGGCGUCAACAGGUACUCUACGGUGGUGGGCCGCGUCUGGCUGUCCAUCCUCUUUGUCUUCCGCAUCCUGGUGUAUGUGGCGGCGGCCGAGGCGGCGUGGAAGGACGAGGCCAAGGACUUCACCUGCAACACCCAGCAGCCGGGCUGUGAGAACGUCUGCUUCGACCACUUCUUCCCCAUCUCCCAGGUGCGGCUGUGGGCCCUGCAGCUCAUCAUGGUGUCCACUCCAUCCCUCCUGGUGGCCCUUCACGUGGGCUACCGCGAGCAUCGCGAGGCCAAGCACGGCAAGAAGCUCUACAGCAACAAGGGCAGCAUCGAUGGAGGCCUGCUGGCCACCUACAUCGUGAGCCUGAUCUUCAAGACCACCUUCGAGGUGGGGUCCCUGGUGACCUUCUACGUUGUGUACAAUGGCUUCAGGGUGCCCCGGCUGCUUCAGUGCAACCAGGAGCCGUGUCCAAACAUGGUGGACUGCUAUGUGGCGCGGCCCACAGAGAAGACCAUCUUCCUCUACAUCAUGGGCUGCACCUCCAUCAUCUGUAUCUGUCUCAACAUCACCGAGAUGCUCUACAUCAUCUUCAAGCAGUGCUGGAAGUGCUUCAGCAAACGCUACGUGCCAAUCAGAGAGAGGAGGCCGUGCCACUGUGCUGACUGUAGUAGUCGAGCACAAGUGUUGCUGACAGACUCACUUGCAACUGAUGUAGUCCCAGAGGCCAACAAAGUAAGUUCCCAGUUACAGUUAAAACAGGAAGAGCCUUCUUCCUGAUUGGUAAUGGGCUAGUGGUUGCCAGUUGUGAGAGAAAAGUUAACUUCCUACUCCUCCUUUUUUCUCAUGUUCAACACAAAUAUACCUCAAGCUUUGGAUGUCUGAGUGAAUGAGUUUUAAAAUUAAUAUUAUAAUUUCGAGCUGGUUUGUCAAAACCUCAUGCUUGUAUAUCUUUUUUCUUGUUCUGUUUGACAUUUAAUUUGAUGCUAUUUUGGUGGGAGACUGUCAGAAUGAUUUUAGAAAGCUGCAUUCGUCUUAUAAUUUACUUCUCUUCCAUGCUUUACAAAUUAUCCAUCACACCCUUAUGAAGGUCGUGGGGCCCAUAUGUAUUGGUGAUUUAAAAAAAAAAAAAAAGCAUAUUAGCCCAUGAAAUAAAGACUGUUUAAACUAAGUCCCUGGGCCAAGGAUCAUUUUCCAGUUUUGCUGAUAAUUAUUGAUGAAUAUUGCACCUUUCAAGAGGACCAGUUCAUUUUGAGAAAUACUAACUCUCCCAACAUAAAAUACUCUUCUUUUGACAUCCAUGUUGUUUUGGGUAUGGGCAGAAGCGUUCUUUCAUAUAUUUUAACAUCAAUAUGAUCAUAACCUCAACCAGCGCCAUUUCAACAGCAAUUACAGUGAACUUGUGCAUUAUGAACUUUAAUCUGUAUCAUCGCUGGUGUUCUUUCUUCCAUGUUUGAUUCAUGGGAAUGUUCUUCCACAUCAUCUUAACUGUUUGGUGAAAAGCAAAGAAAAAUGCUUUCAUUAAUGUACAGAUGUAUCCUAUAAAAACCUUAUGGGUCAACAUUUAGGUAGACAAGAUUUUUGUAUAUUUCUAUGUCAUGUGAAGUUUCCAUGAGCAUAAAACCCAGCAAACUGGUCUCACAAAACAUGGAUGUGUGAAAUGUUGCAAGAGAUGAGCAAGAAGAGGUUUGGAU
Engraulis encrasicolus (European anchovy) is the source of this 1868-nucleotide messenger RNA. RefSeq names its product gap junction protein beta 7 (gene gjb7). Gene Ontology annotation, molecular function: gap junction channel activity. The record is from RefSeq and is a predicted model, not a curated record. The transcript is spliced from 3 exons. Lineage: Eukaryota; Metazoa; Chordata; Actinopteri; Clupeiformes; Engraulidae. Gene Ontology annotation, cellular component: connexin complex. The coding region runs from base 160 to 954 and encodes 264 amino acids. Gene Ontology annotation, biological process: cell-cell signaling.